Molecule: messenger RNA, 957 nt
Organism: Phanerochaete carnosa HHB-10118-sp
Lineage: Eukaryota; Fungi; Basidiomycota; Agaricomycetes; Polyporales; Phanerochaetaceae
Exons: 4
Coding region: 1-957 (318 amino acids)
Source: RefSeq, a predicted model, not a curated record
AUGGCUAAAGCUACCAGCGAGGUCCCGAUCGACCCAGCGCUCGUUCCUCCUCUCGACGAGUCCCUGUUGACUUUGGACGACGAGGAGAAGAAAUUUCUGCACAGCUCUGUCACGCCAGAUGACGUUGAGUUGAAGAGGAGGAUAUUGGAGGUGCAGACAAGUGCCUACCAGCAACAACCUUAUCCAUGCAUCCGCGGCUUCCACUUUGUCAAAUUAUUCAUGCACACACACCCCGUCUAUCCGGAGGUUCUUACUGCGGGAAAAGCGGGAAGGACGAUCUUCCUUGACCUUGGAUGCUGCAUGGGAAACGAAGUCCGCAAGCUAGUCUGCGAUGGCUAUCCAAGGACGAAAGUCACUGGUAGCGACUUGCGCCAAGAGUUUAUUGAGCACGGUUACGGGCUCUUCCAAGACAAGGGCCAGUGUACUAUACACUUCUUUGCGUCCGAUAUCUUUGAAAUGCCGUAUCCGUUCCCAGCAGACCAAGCUCCUGCGGGGCCCCUCGACAUUGGGAAAGUGACAGAGAUGAAACAGCUGUACGGCAAGGUUGACCACAUCUACGCCGGGAUGUUCUUUCAUCUUUUCGACGAGUCGACUCAAUAUGCGCUUGCGUUGCGUGUGGCGCUUCUCCUGAAGCGUAAAGCUGGUACAGUUGUCUUUGGCAGACAUCAAGGCUUGGAGGAGGCGGGAUACAUCGACGAUCCUGUGAUAAGGUAUGACAUCCCGGAGCCUGAUGUCGUCUGGAUGGUCCUAAACCUUCCGUUUAACAGGCAGCGUUACGGGCAUUCCGUCAAGAGUUGGCAUCUGCUCUGGAAGAAAGUUUUCUCAGAGGUCGAGUCGCCCGAGUUCGCGGAGAGCAAGGUUGUUGUAGAAGCGAGCCUUUCUGAACCUUUUGAUCCCGACGUCCUUCGUGCGCACGGACCGACGAGGGUGCUGUUCUGGAGUAUAAAGAUCGUCUGA